Echinops telfairi (small Madagascar hedgehog) is the source of this 3619-nucleotide messenger RNA. RefSeq names its product zinc finger protein 174 (gene ZNF174). Bases 361 to 1515 code for a protein of 384 amino acids. Lineage: Eukaryota; Metazoa; Chordata; Mammalia; Afrosoricida; Tenrecidae. The transcript has 4 exons. The record is from RefSeq and is a predicted model, not a curated record.
GCUCGAGGUCCAUUUGAGCCAGGAUACCGGAGAGUAGCGGGCGCGCCACCUGGGUACCGAACUGAACUUUUUCAAGAGAUUCUUGUCAACUCCUUUGGGACCUUCUGUACUACUGAGUCAAAAGCAGUGUUCCCCAUCCGGUUCUCCAUCCACUGGCCCCAGGGACCUACCAGGACGUCUCACUUUUCUUCCUUGAGAGACUGUUUCAGAAUCUGGUGGAAAGACAAGCUCUUUCGUCUUUGAAGCCCUGUGCUGUCUUCAGGAGUUGGGGUAAACGCUGAGAAAACAGAAGACACCCUCGCCCAUCCCCGCCUCCUGCUCUCUGACUGGAGACUCCAGCUGUUCUGUUAGAUACCCCAAAUGGCGGCUAAAAUGGAGAUAACUUUGAGCUUGCAGCCCCACUCGCCAGAUUCCCCAGAACAAGAGCGGCACAUAAUAGCAAAGCUGGAAGAGAGACGGGAACCUCCGCUGCAGAGUACCUGCCCGGAUCCUGAGCUCUCCCGCCAACGCUUCAGACAGCUUUGUUAUCAAGAGGUGUCUGGACCCAAGGAGGCGCUGUGCCGCCUUGAACAGCUCUGCCGGGACUGGCUGCAGCCGGAGCUGCACACGAAGGAGCGCAUCCUGGAGCUUCUGGUGCUGGAGCAGUUCCUGGUCAUCCUGCCGCCGGAGAUCCAGACGUGGGUCAGGAAAAGAGCUCCCUCGAACAGCCAGGAGAUGGUGGACCUGGUGGAAGAGUUUCACAGAGCCUCCAAGAGACCAAAGCAGUGGGUGGCCGUCUGUAUGCAGGGGCAGAAGGUACUCUUGGAGAAAACUGGAGCUCAACUAGGAGAACAGGAAUUGCCAGACUUUCUGGAGGAGUCUUCUGAGGCAGAACCUCAGGACCAGCUGAGUCAACAUCACGGGGAGAAAUCCCAGCUCCUCCAGGAUGAAGUCCCUAAAUUGGAUGAGACAGAGGCCACGAGAAUGAGAAAUGACAACAAGGAGAAUCCACAACAGGAAGGGACUAAAGGAACAAAGCCUUGUGCAGUCUCAGCUGACAGAUCCAAAGGGAAUGGUCUACAGAGUCCUGAAUCUAGAGUGGUGAAUAUAAGUGAACUCCGGUUAUCACCAAGACAUGUCAGCCCCACCAAUGGUCAAAAGCCAUUCACUCACCACCAGACACAUUGCAGGCAACUGGAGUAUAUUAGCACCCCCAUAAAAACUCACCUACUGAGGGAGAUGAAGAAAAGCAAUCAUUUGGAACAUCUUGGGCACCCGAAGAAAGCGUAUAAAUGUGAUCACUGUGGGAAAAGCUUCUCGUUUAAUUCAGAGUUAGAAAGACACAAGAGAGUCCACACAGGGGAAAGACCCUAUACGUGUGAAGUGUGUGGAAACCGCUUUGGGCGGCAGUCAACCCUGCAACUACAUCAAAGGAUCCAUACUGGAGAGAAGCCUUUUCAUUGUGACCUGUGUGGGAAAAGCUUUCGCCAGAAGUCAAACCUUCACAAGCAUCAAAGACUUCACCAUGGAGUAUAAAAGAGGAGCGUCAGCCUUUAUACUGAAAAGGAAGGGCUCCGUACUUCUCCUUCCUCUUCUUGCAUGUAAAUCACUAAGACUAUGUGACUUACAAGAAAGAGGUCCCUGAGGACGUGAUGGUAUGUAUUUGGCUAGGGGAGGAGACCCAGAAGAGGCUGACAGGGACUUACCCAAACACAGUGUCAAGGGUAAAGAGGUGGCAGGUUUGUGCAUUGGGUCAAGGAGAACUACAAUCUCUGUUGGAAAGAUGGGAGUAAAUACCGUGGAAGAGACAGGAUGAUCCUGCUCCUCUUACUGUUAAAUAUUCUCCCUUUUGCUUUAUCCUCUAAAAAAGGCUAAAGGAUAAUUCUACACAUAGUAGUGCAGUUGCUAUCACACCAGUCUUUUACCAUGCUCAUACUUCUUCAGUAAAGUUGAGUGAUCCACCAGCACUUCGAAGCAACAGUUAAUUGGAGUGUAACUCCCGAUAGAACUCCUGACUGCUCACACAAAGGAUUACAUUAAAUGAGUGUGUCAUGUUUUUGUUUCCAAAUAACUAAUAGGUACAUUUAUAAAAAAUUAUUAAAAAUGUAUGUAUAGACAUAUAUUUAUAUAUGCAUAUGAUCUUUUUUAUAUUAAAGCAUCUUUCAUUUAGAAAGUCCACACAACUCCAGCCAAGAGACAGAUGUUAUUGAGAGGUGAGAAAUCCUACCAUAUGCUAUAAAAGACUGUUUAAAGACUUUAACUUUUUUCUCAUAAUUUAUACCUUUUGGACUUAGCCUGUCCCAGGCCAAAAGAAGUAGGUGUUCAGUAAUUGAGAACCCUCCUUCCCCCUCCAGACCCAUUUCGCUUGAGAUGCAGAAGGCCCAAACCUCUGCCAAGCUCAGUGGCCUCAUCCAAGAUCUCCUCCCUAACUACUGUUAGACAAUCCACAUCUAGCUUAAUUCAAGUUCUUUCCCCAAAGGGAAGGAACAUAGAUUCCCAUUUUUCUUAUUUAAAAGAGUUGGAGGCAAGAACUCUUCCUGAAAUAAGAGUUCUGCUUCCACGAUGUGUUUUGAAGUUCUUGAAAAAGAAUAAAGGCGUCUUGAGUGUUUUCUCCUGUUGAAUCUUAAGUGUUGUUGAGUACUUGUUCAGUCCUGGACCUUGAGUAAAUGUGACAAAGUCACCAUUCCAAACAUCACUCCUAUUUCCAGUAGGUCUUCAAAUGUGACUCACUCCUUUCCCUCCCUUCCAGCUGUGUUAACUUUAGCCCCUAAAAGGCUCAGCUCUAGGUGAGUAGGACCCAAUAAGGAAGUAGGCACGUGGGUACUGAGCUUCAUUUACAGACAUGUACUUACUGUUACAAAUAUAGGGGCCCCUUGAUUCCCUUUGCCAAUGUGGGACUCCAUCAGAAUGUUGACCUGGUUUGCAAUCAGCAACUAUGUGCUGCACCCCAAUAUAAGAAAAUAUAAUUGCAACCCUUCUAUUUGUGACCUUUUCUGGACUCUACCUAGUAAUUAUCCUUAUGGUGGUAGUCCUGUGUAAGUUAUUUGGUCUUUGGAGUGGACUCCGGUAAAUGGAGAGGAGAGGGGAAGUCUCACUGGACCUGUGGGGAAUCUGGACCUCACAGAUUUAUCUGAAAAGCAUUUUUCAGUCUACAGGAACUAAAGACUUCAUAAAUCUAUACCUUAACAUAUUAUUACCAGCAAAAGGAACCAACUCCCUAGUAACCGUCCCAUGGACCGUGUUGAAUUUUGUCCUGAUUGCUUCUAAAAUACUAUUUUUUGUCAAUUAAUUGAUAUCGGUCCCAUAAAUUGCAUAAAACGUCUAUCCAGUGGUGGUAGUGUAUUCAGCGUGCUUACCCACCCCCAUCGAAUUUCAGGACAUUUUCCACAGCUCACAAAGAAACCAUGUAGUCAUGGACAGUCAGUCCCCAUUCCAGACUACCCUCAACACCUUCCUUUUUCACUUAGCAUAAAGUUGUCAAUGUUUAUAGUCUUGUUGAAGUCUGUAUCGGUAUUUUCUUUUCAUUGCCAAGUAAUACUCCAUUAUACGAGUAUUUGUUUAUCCCUUCAUCAGCUGAUGGACAUUUGGGUUUCUACCUUUUGCUUAUCUAAAUAAUGCUGCUAUAAAUAUUGGUGUACAA